Trachemys scripta elegans is the source of this 4996-nucleotide messenger RNA. It is a transcript of the gene CADPS2, whose product is annotated as calcium dependent secretion activator 2. NCBI's taxonomy places the organism in Eukaryota, Metazoa, Chordata, Testudines, Emydidae. Gene Ontology annotation, biological process: positive regulation of exocytosis; synaptic vesicle exocytosis; dense core granule exocytosis. The record is from RefSeq and is a predicted model, not a curated record. The transcript is spliced from 33 exons. The coding region runs from base 231 to 4220 and encodes 1329 amino acids. Gene Ontology annotation, cellular component: glutamatergic synapse.
CCCCGUCGCUUGGGGAGAAGUGACAGGCUGGCCGGAGCUCUGAUAGGAGCCGGCCAGAGCAAUUCCCAAGGCAACCCAAGCUCGACCCCCUUCCCAGGCCCCGCCCCCUCCCUGGCGGCUGCCGCGGGUAGGAACUGGUCGGUGUGUAAAACUCGACGUGUCCGGAAAGGUGCGUGCCGCUUUCCCUUUCGCUCCGCGCCCGCAGGCAGGGGCCGCGCGUUGCCGGCACCAUGCUGGACCCGUCCUCCAGCGAAGAGGAGUCCGACGAGGUGCUGGAAGAGGAGAGGCGGGAGGUGCUGGUGGUGGCGCCCGGGGGCUGCAGCGGUAGCUUGCCGCGAGUCCUGCCGGCUCCCAAUCGGGAGCCCCGCGCGAGGGAGCCGGGGCGCCAGGGCAGCGGCUCCGCCAGACCGGCGAGCCCCAGCCCCUCGGUGCUGAGCGAGGGCAGGGAGGAGCAGGAGAGGUUGCAGAAAGAGGAGAAGGAGAAGCGGCUCCGGCUGCAGCUGUAUGUGUUCAUAGUGAGGUGCAUCGCGUACCCGUUCAACGCCAAGCAGCCCACCGACAUGGCCCGGAGGCAGCAGAAGCUCAACAGACAGCAAUUACAGAUACUUAAGGACCGUUUCCAGGCCUUCCUGAAUGGAGAGACACAAAUUGUAGCAGAUGAAGCAUUUUGCAAUGCAGUGCGAAGUUAUUAUGAGGUUUUUCUCAAGAGUGACCGAGUUGCCAGAAUGGUUCACAGUGGAGGAUGCUCUGCAAAUGACUUUAGAGACGUUUUUAAGAAAAACAUAGAAAAAAGGGUCCGAAGUUUGCCAGAGAUUGAUGGAUUAAGCAAAGAGACAGUGUUAAGCUCUUGGAUAGCCAAAUAUGAUGCCAUAUGCAGGGGAGAAGAGGACUUGUGCAAACAGCCCAAUAGAAUGGCGUUAAGUGCUGUAUCGGAACUUAUUCUGAGCAAAGAACAGCUGUAUGAAAUGUUUCAACAGAUUCUAGGGAUCAAAAAAUUGGAACACCAGUUGAUUUAUAAUGCCUGCCAACUGGAUAAUGCAGAUGAACAAGCAGCUCAGAUCCGACGUGAACUAGAUGGGCGUCUACAAAUGGCAGAACAAAUGACAAAGGAAAGAAAAUUUCCAAAGUUUGUAGCGAAAGAAAUGGAGAACAUGUUUAUAGAAGAGUUGCGGUCUUCAGUGAAUUUGCUAAUGGCAAAUUUGGAAAGUCUUCCAGUGUCUAAAGGUGGCCCAGAAUUUAAAUUGCAGAAGUUAAAGCGAUCACAGAAUUCUGCUUUCUUGGACAUAGGAGAUGAAAAUGAAAUUCAGCUGUCAAAGUCAGAUGUGGUGCUAUCAUUCACAUUAGAGAUUGUUAUAAUGGAAGUGCAAGGUUUAAAGUCAGUAGCUCCCAAUCGGAUUGUUUACUGCACAAUGGAAGUGGAAGGAGGAGAGAAACUUCAGACAGACCAGGCAGAAGCAUCAAGGCCACAAUGGGGAACUCAAGGGGACUUCACCACUACUCACCCUCGGCCUGUUGUCAAAGUAAAACUCUUUACGGAAAGCACUGGUGUCCUAGCCCUUGAAGAUAAAGAAUUGGGAAGGGUUAUAUUGUAUCCAACAUCCAAUAGCUCAAAGUCACCUGAGUUGCAUAAAAUGAUAGUCCCCAAAAACAGCCAGGACUCUGACUUGAAGAUUAAACUGGCAGUGAGGAUGGAUAAGCCACCCCAUAUGAAGCAUUGUGGGUAUUUAUAUGCUCUUGGACAGAAGGUUUGGAAAAGAUGGAAAAAACGCUACUUUGUUCUUGUUCAGGUAAGCCAGUACACAUUUGCAAUGUGCAGUUACAGAGAAAAGAAAUCUGAGCCUCAGGAAUUAAUGCAGCUUGAAGGAUACACUGUGGAUUAUACAGCUCCUCACACAGGUCUUCAGGGUGGUCGAAUGUUUUUCAAUGCUGUUAAAGAAGGAGAUACGGUAAUAUUUGCCAGUGAUGAUGACCAGGAUAGAAUACUAUGGGUUCAAGCAAUGUACAGAGCAACAGGCCAGUCAUAUAAACCCAUUCCUGCAAGUCAAGCACAGAAGAUGAAUCCAAAAGGAGGAAAUGUCCAUAUGGAAUUAUCACAGCUUUCUGGCAAAGAUGCAGAUCGUGCUCAGAAACAUGGGAUGGAUGAGUUUAUUUCUGCUAAUCCCUGCAAGUUUGACCAUGCUUCCCUCUUUAGAGUACUUCAGAGGCAGACCUUGGAUCAUAGAUUGAAUGAUUCCUAUUCUUGUUUGGGUUGGUUUAGUCCAGGCCAAGUCUUCGUAUUAGAUGAAUACUGUGCUCGUUAUGGUGUGAGAGGCUGUCACCGCCAUCUCUGCUACCUUAAUGAAUUGAUGGACCAUUCAGAAAAUGGUGCUGUCAUUGACCCAACCUUGCUCCAUUACAGCUUUGCAUUCUGUGCUUCUCAUGUUCAUGGCAAUAGGCCUGAUGGAAUUGGAACAGUCUCAGUUGAAGAGAAAGAAAGGUUUGAGGAGACUAAAAACCGACUUUCUUCCCUUUUAGAAAACCAGAUAAGCCACUUCAGAUACUGUUUCCCUUUUGGACGUCCUGAAGGAGCUUUAAAAGCCACACUUUCGUUACUUGAAAGGGUUUUAAUGAAAGAUAUUGCCACUCCCAUACCAGCAGAAGAGGUGAAGAAAGUGGUUAGAAAAUGUCUGGAGAAAGCUGCCUUGAUCAAUUACACACGACUUACAGAAUAUGCCAAAAUAGAAGCAACAGCAGAGAAGGAUCCAGAGACCUUGAAUCAAGCAACUCCUGCUAGAAAGCUGGAAGAGGUUCUUCACCUUGCAGAGCUCUGCAUCGAAGUAUUGCAGCAGAAUGAAGAGCAUCAUGCAGAGGCACGAGAGGCUUUUGCUUGGUGGCCAGAUUUAUUAGCUGAACACGCAGAGAAAUUUUGGUCUCUCUUUUCUGUUGAUAUGGAUUCAGCACUGGAGGCACAACCUCAAGAUUCCUGGGAUACUUUCCCGCUUUUCCAACUGCUAAAUAACUUCCUAAGAAAUGACAUACUUUUGUGCAAUGGAAAGUUUCACAAGCACUUGCAAGAGAUUUUUGUUCCCUUGGUCAUCCGCUAUGUUGAUCUCAUGGAAUCAUCUAUUGCCCAGUCCAUUCAUAGAGGUCUUGAACAAGAGUCCUGGCAGCCUGUCAAGAGCAUCACCAACAGUCUUCCCAAUGUAGCUCUUCCGAAAGUUCCAAGUUUGCCUCUUAAUCUUCCACAGAUACCUAGCUUUUCUGCACCAACCUGGAUGGCUUCUUUAUAUGAUUCCACCAAUGGUUCAGCUACAUCGGAAGAUCUUUUCUGGAAACUUGAUGCACUGCAGAUGUUUGUUUUCGAUCUGCACUGGCCAGAACCAGAAUUUGCCCAUCAUUUAGAGCAGAGACUUAAACUUAUGGCCAGUGAUAUGAUAGAGGCCUGCGUCAAAAGAACAAGAAUUGCAUUUGAACUCAAGCUGCAAAAGACAAACAAAUCAAUGGACUUGCGCAUUCCUGCGUCUGUGUGUACGAUGUUUAACGUUUUAGUCGAUGCCAAAAAGCAAACUGCUAAACUCUGCAUUCUGGAUGGUGGGCAAGAGUUUGCUGGUCAGUGGCAACAAUACCAUUCAAAAAUAGAUGACUUAAUUGAAGAAACAGUUAAAGAAAUUAUUUCACUUCUCGUUUCAAAGUUUGUUUCAGUGUUAGAAGGUGUGCUGUCUAAACUAUCAAGAUAUGAUGAAGGCACAUUCUUCUCAUCAAUACUUUCAUUCACUGUGAAAGCAGCUGCAAAAUAUGUUGAUGUUCCUAAACCAGGAAUGGAUCUAGCAGACACCUACAUUAUGUUUGUUCGGCAAAACCAGGAUAUACUUCGAGAAAAGGUCAAUGAGGAAAUGUAUAUAGAAAAGUUGUUUGAUAAAGGGAUGGAUGAUAUAAGUUCAUUGAUGUACUUGAGGCUGUUUGAGCAAUGGUACAGCAGCUCCAUGAAAGUCAUAUGUAUGUGGCUGGCUGAUAGAUUAGACCUUCAGCUUCACAUCUACCAGCUGAAGACUCUCAUCAAGAUAGUGAAGAAAACCUACCGAGAUUUCAGAUUGCAGGGUGUGUUGGAAGGAACACUGAACAGUAAAACCUAUGAUACCGUUCACAGCCGUCUUACAGUAGAGGAGGCCACAGUCUCAGUCACUGAUGGAGGAGGACUUCAAGGUAUCACCAUGAAAGACAGCGAUGAAGAAGAAGGAUGAUAGUGAGAUAUUUCACCUAGAAGGUCAACACUAGGUGUUUGUUUUGUAACUUGUCCUUGUAUUUGCAUUUAUAGUUUUGCUUUACAAUACUUGAGUACCAAAAAUGUAAUUCAUUCCACUUUUUUAAAUCUGAAAGCAGAAUUAUCGGGAGCAAAAGUGCCAAGAAUUUUUUGAGGACAAUGAUUUUAGCAUAUUUCAGUGUAUAGCUUUGCUUAGAACUGUGAGAAUGUUGGCAUGGAGUUUGAGUUCCACUUGUGAUUGUUUCUGUACCUUUUGUUAGAGUUACCAUUUGUUCCUGUAAUUCCUCCAUCAAAUAGUGAUGUCUUGUGCAGAAAACAAGAUGUGUGCCUCACAUAAUACACAAUUAUACAGGAAAUCAUUCUUGGAAUAAUUCAGUGCCCUUGUUAAAAAACAGUGUAUUUUCAGGAUUACACUUUACAUAUUUUUUCUUGUUUUGUAGUUAAUUUUUCAUUAUUGUGUGAUGUGCAUUAAAAACUUAAAUCUUGGUUCACAGUGCUUUGAGUUUGGUAUAUAAAUAAGAAGACUCCAGGGACUACAAAAUGCACAUAGACUACUUACGAAUGUUGUGUCUUCUGUUUCCCUACAUUCAUCUUGCAAGUUUAAGGAUAUCUCAUCACGUUGGAUGUCAGUAAGCUUGCCAUCAGUGUUUCUAUUUCUAUGUGAAAUUUUGCAGGCAAUAAGAACACAUUUUGUCAUGACCGUGUCUGUAUCUAUCCAAGUUUGUAUAGAAUUCUAAAAUUAAAAGAUGUUUUCAG